AUGGCGUGGUCAACAGCCAGCAGCAGAUGGUCAUCCAUCUUGCUGCUCUUCACUUUUUGGCCUAGCAUCGGACAAAGCUAUGCAUUUGACUUGCUCAGUCUUAUUCCGAGAAGCUCAGAUUCAUGUCCUAGUUCCUACAAUCACUGUGGUAGCACGAAGCUCCCAGAUAACUUUUGCUGUCCAUCCGACUCAAGUUGCAUCAGUUUAGACGAUGCCACCUCCGCCAUCUGUUGCCCCGAAGGCAGUGACUGCCAGUAUAUCACUCCCAUUGUAUGUGAUAUACAGCAGCAGAAUGCCACUCUCUACCCCUCAAACCCUAUCAAGACAACCCGUCUAAGCGACAGUCUCCCAAAAUGUGGCGACAAGUGCUGCCCAUUCGGCUACAGCUGUGACGGAAACACCUGUGUCAUGAAAAAGUCUGCCGCAACAACUGCAACCGCAUCUAUAUCCGAAUCCACAACCACAACCACAACUGGAUUCUCAACAUCAACAUCAUUCACCAGCUCAGUGACUCUAGGGGCAACAUUCACCCCAGUAUCAUCUCCGUCGGCCGCAGCCUCCACAAAUACGACAUCAGCAGUCCUAUCCGAAUCGUGUCCCUCAUUCCCAAGCAAAGCCAUAGCAGCAGGCUUCUUUCCAGGAGCAAUCUUCGGUGCUGCAGCCGCCCUCUUAAUAUCCCUCUGCCUCCGACGCCGCGCACGCAAUGCUGAAACCAAAAUGCGGGAAUCAAAAUUCCCAUCACACUGGUCUCAACGCACUUCCACAGGAGCAGUAAUGAGCAUCUCAAGACCAAUAGUCUCAGAAGAUGCCUCGUACCGCACAGACUUUCUCCUCCGUACUCCACCAGAUGCCAAACGCACGUCAGUUGGAGGACGCUCCACCCGGUCUCGAAUGCAUCGCACAGGCAGUAGAGUCAAGAGUCUUUUCCACAACAAUCCCAGACUGGAGAAGGAUGUACCACCCAUUCCUGCGAACCCUGUCACUCCUCCCAGGCAGCGUGAGCCAAGUACGGAGAGUAUCAAGGUCUACUCACCACCUGGAACUUUUGCACAGUCCAGCAAGUUCCUCGGACCUGAGCCGUACCCGGCUACGAUUGCGAGACCUGAUACUACUUUCACGGAUUUAAUUCAGGGUCAUGGCUUCAGUGGGCCACAGGGAGAGCCUUCUUAUCGUAUUCGUGAGGAUUCGAAGGAGAAUCCGUUCAGGGAUCCCCCUCGACGUGUUUGA
Molecule: messenger RNA, 1227 nt
Organism: Penicillium antarcticum
Lineage: Eukaryota; Fungi; Ascomycota; Eurotiomycetes; Eurotiales; Aspergillaceae
Exons: 1
Coding region: 1-1227 (408 amino acids)
Source: RefSeq, a predicted model, not a curated record